AUGACGGUGAGUUGUGUGUCUGGCCACGGAGACUCUUGCAUGGGUGCAAGGGGACCUGGAAGCUCUGGUGACUACGCACUUGGACCUUCCUCAUCCCUUACUCGGUUACAUCAACCAAGCUAUAGAGCAGCGGGAAUCUAUCCUCCCGAAAACGCUCCCCUGCCAGCCAGUUCAUCAGGUCACCUGGCGCAGGAUAUGGAAGAGUUGUCGCUUAGCCGUGGUGAGAGCCAACUUCCUCACCUUCAGCAGAUGUUUUGUGACACCACUCCCCUUCUGCCACUUCUUUCACAACCACCCAAUCCCUCGAACCCAGGAGGUGGUGAAUACGGAUCGGCAGUACCAAGUCAUCAGAUCUCCUCUGCGCAACACUCACAUCAGAGCAGCAUGGACAGUGGGGUCGGUCCAUCAGUUGCCGGCGGCCAUUCUAUUCCCAGUGCUAACCAGACUCCUGAACACACAAAGGUUGCCUGUUUCGAUUCGAGUGAGUCAUUCCAACCCAAUAUCAAUCUCCCUCCUCGUUUGCGACUAGUGGGCGGUGCUUUCAAGACGAGAGGAAGGAAAUAG
This is a messenger RNA of Rodentolepis nana, 564 nucleotides long. Lineage: Eukaryota; Metazoa; Platyhelminthes; Cestoda; Cyclophyllidea; Hymenolepididae. The record is from the annotation of a GenBank genome assembly.